AUGAGUAAUGAUGAGGUUGCAGCCUUCAAGAAUGAUAGCACUGCUGGAAAGGAAGCUGUUAGGAAGUAUGGAAAUGGCAAGAAGGAGGCUCCAUUCAAAGAUCUGUAA
Messenger RNA from Sclerotinia sclerotiorum 1980 UF-70, 108 nucleotides. RefSeq lists its product with no specific name. The coding region runs from base 1 to 108 and encodes 35 amino acids. The record is from RefSeq and is a predicted model, not a curated record. Lineage: Eukaryota; Fungi; Ascomycota; Leotiomycetes; Helotiales; Sclerotiniaceae. The transcript has a single exon.